Molecule: messenger RNA, 624 nt
Organism: Drosophila rhopaloa
Lineage: Eukaryota; Metazoa; Arthropoda; Insecta; Diptera; Drosophilidae
Exons: 1
Coding region: 28-624 (198 amino acids)
Cellular component (GO): extracellular region
Molecular function (GO): chitin binding
Source: RefSeq, a predicted model, not a curated record
CCGUACGACGAUCCCAACCAUCCUGUAAUGUUGCCGUACCCCAACGACUGUCGCAAGUAUUUUGCGUGCCAGAAAGGACAGGCCUUCGAGCACCAGUGUCCUGAAAAUUUGUACUGGAGCCAAAUGACCUACCGCUGUGACUACAGGGAGUACUCCAACUGCAAAUCAGAGGAACCACCAAAGCCCAGCAAUGAGGUUAAAUACAGUCCAUUUCCCGGAGACUGUAGUAGAUUCUAUGAGACACGUAUCCUUCGUUGUGAGCAGGACUAUCAGUGGAGUGCCCUAUAUCAGCGAUGCGUAGCCCCACAGUAUUCUAGUUGUCAGGACUUUUCGGCUCCAUUUCCUCCUUCGAUCUCCUUGCCACCCUUCGAUACCAUACCUACUGCACCUACUCCACCAUCUGCAUCCUGGACUCCCACUGAAACAGAAUUCCUACCAAUAGAUUCCCAAUCCUUGUGCAAAAACAGUGUUUCCAAUGCGUACAUUCCGUAUCCCGAAGACUGCCACAAGUUUAUUCAUUGCGGACCAACGGCCACCGUCCUUACAUGUCCAGGCAACUUGUAUUGGAAUCCCAGUCAGCUUUCGUGCAGCACAUCUAACGCUGAUUGCCAGUAUCCCCAGUGA